AAAGUGCCGGUUGGCGAGCGGUUGUCAUCAGUUUCCAAGCUUUUGGCUUUGUGGAAGAGCGUCUCCCAGCGAGCAGUAACCAGAAUCACCAAGCAAUUUUUGCCAAGCAAAGCAUACGCAUUCUGUCGAAACAACAUUACACCAUCGAAGUAAAUCCCCGAGAGCAGACGAGAUGAGCGAGUUGGCCAAGCAGCAGGAGCAGGAUCGGGAGCAGGCUCCCCAGGAGCUGAUCGACUGCGACAUUGACUUCGAGGAGGUGCCCAGGGAGGAGGCGACCAGGGACCGGCAGGAGAGAGUGCCGGUCAGGUCAUCGGACAAGCGGUACUCCAAGGCCUUCAAGAAGGUGGUCAAGGUGCAGCGCAUGCUGGAGCAGGCCAUGAUCCUGCUGGCUGAGGAGGAGGCCAGGUGCCAGGAGCAGGGCUCCAAGAAGGGAAAGAAACAGCACAAGAAGCAGGCCAAGAAGGACAAGAAGAAGGCAAAGAAGCUGGCCAAGAAGCAGGCCAAGGAGAGGGAGGAGGAGCGGGAGCAGCAGGGGGCAGGGGAGGAUCCGUCGAACUCCUCCUCCAGCUCCUCCAGUUCCAGCUCGUCCAGUUCCAGUUCCAGUUCGAGCUCCAGCUCCAGCUCCGAGGACGAAGAGGUCAACUUCUACGGCUACGGCUGGGGUCGCAAUCCCUGGCGACGAGGACCACAUGGCCACCAUGGCUUUGGUCACAGGAUUGGUCACGGUGUUGGCCACAAACAUGGCCACAAGCAUGGCAACAAGCAUGGUCAUGGACCGCAUCACCAUGGCCGACAUCGCCGCCACCAUCUGGGACCCCACCACCACUAUGGGCACCACCACAUGGGACCCCACUUUGGACCCCAUUUCGGUCCCCACUUUGGACCGCCCCACCCUUUUGACUUCGAUCGGAGGUCCUACCAGGGACCUUGGCAGGAUCAGUGCCAGUUUUUUCGGUCGAUGGGCCUGCCGUGGGCCCUGGACAAUCCCGCGGCCUGCCGGAGGAGCCGAUCGCUGCCUAGAUUUGAGCACGACCAUCGUGGAGAUCUCGGACUCGGAUUCAGAUUUGGACCCGGAUACGGACACGGAAAUGGCCACCCGGGUCGACCAUUUGGCCGUCGAGUAGAGAGAUCCCUAUCCCGUUCUGGCUGCCGCAGGAAGUCCCGGGGCAGAAGGUCCAGGUCCAGUUCCAGUUCCAGUUCCAGUUCCAGUUCCAGCUCCAGCUCCAGCUCCAGUUCUAGCUCUAGCUCCAGUUCUUCCGAGGAGAAGAAGGAAAAAAAGAGGGGAAGGGGCAAGGGCAAGGGCAGAAAGCAGCGCUCCUCCUCCAGCUCUUCUUCGAGCUCCAGCUCUAUUUCGGACAGCCAAGUGCAGAGAAGGCAUGGACCUCCCCAUGGGCACCGUCAUCAUGGAGGUCGCGGCCACCAUCAUGGCCCAGACCAUGGCCCACACCAUGGGCCACACCAUGGCCCACACCAUGGCCCACACCAUGGGCCACACCAUGGCCCACACCAUGGCCCACACCAUGGGCCACACCAUGGUCCACACCAUGGGCCACACCAUGGGCCACACCAUGGGCCACACCAUGGGCCACACCAUGGGCCACACCAUGGCCCUCAUCAUUGGUUUGGACCGGAGUUUUCCUUUCCCCAAGGAGAACGUACUGAACGACCGCCCUUUCUAACCCACGGACUUCAUGAACACCACGGUAAUUUAGGUCAAUUUUUUGGACCACCAGCCGACUUUCUUGGUCGUCGCGAUCGUUCACCAUCCCUGUCCCACUGCCUCAAGGAAAACCGGGAGAGAUCAAAGUCCCGUGGCCAGGAAAAGAGCGAGAAGGCCGAGAAUCAAAACUGCUCGGGCAAGGAAAAGAGCAAGAAGGGCAAGAAGAAGCACGGAAAACAUGGAAAACAUGGAAAACAAGGUCAUGGACAUCAUGGACACCAUCGUGGUUAGCUGAUAACAGCCAGCAUUUAAUACACAAACGAUUCUUUCAGUAUAUCUGUAUAACCUCUUAUAUGUAUUCCUUUCUAAGCACUUUCAAUGCUAUACCCAUAAAAAGCUUUAUUAUUAUAUAGAAACAACAAAAAACAUUUAAAAUUAUAUAUCAACAAAAAAAAAUGUUAAUAAAACCAAAGACCAAAUCAAUUUAUAUUGUUUUUUUUGUGGAAGGGCAGAGUAUUGUGACACCAUUUAAAAACCAGCAUUUCAUCAAUUAUUAUCUUGUUUUAAAUGUGUAUUUUUCACUACCAGCUGCUUUUGGCAUUAGUGAGCUGUUGAACUCCGUUCCUGCCAAUAAUUAUAUUAUUUAAUUAUAUUUGACCACUCGGUUGGGUGAAGCACGCAAAUGACUAAAUUGCAUUAUUAAUGCAUCGAAAGUGAUAAGAGCAGCAAAGCCGCAAAAAAGAGGACAAAAAGGCCAAAACAAAUUUAAUCCAAUUUAGAGGCAUUAAAAUUCUCAAAGGGAGGAGAAAAACAAUUUAAACUAAGUAAUGACCGACGAGUAAUUAGUCUACUAGUGCAGAGGAGGA
Molecule: messenger RNA, 2526 nt
Organism: Drosophila suzukii
Lineage: Eukaryota; Metazoa; Arthropoda; Insecta; Diptera; Drosophilidae
Product: NKAP family protein CG6066
Source: RefSeq, a predicted model, not a curated record